AUGGCUACUUCAAAUCAACCAACGAAAUCCGAUCAGCCUUAUGACUUGGAACCUCUGCAACGCGCUACACCACAGGGAGCCUUCAUCGAUAUCUCAGCAGCGCAAUUGAUGGGUCCGCGCACUCGCUGCCCUCCUCAAGUCUGGACAAAUAGCCAGUCAUCAUACGGAACUCAACAGACCUCACGAACCUGCUCGAGCAUAAGCACAUACCAGUCAUCAGCUCAAUCGUGGGUCUCGCCCACCUCGACAAUGUGCGAAAUGCCGGGACAUCUUGCCCUUGCGGAAUUGCCCAGUCCGUCUCAGCCAGUAUUUGGUAGUGCCUUGACAGAAUCCCCUGUUACUGAAGAUUUGCGUGGCUCUGCCCUCUCACUCGCCGUUGCAAAUAUAGACCUGGAUAUGGCCUUGAGUACAUCGUUGCGCCAUGACUCGUACGACAUACAGCCGAAUUGGUCGAUGGGCAAUCCAGACAUUGGUUUCACGACGCCCACCAAGUCAGACGUGGCGGUCCCACCUCCACAACCUGUUACGGAAGCGUUUGGUGAUGAUUUUAGGUUCGUGGCGCCUGGCUCCAUUCUAUGUGUUCCUGUCGACACAGAAAGACGGGUGUCAGGUUCCAGUAUUCAGGCACCAGAACCACACACUUUUGACUUUGAUUACCACGAACCCGAUGCGUCGCAGUCAUCUCCUUCCGCGUCACUGAGAUCGGAUCCAUAA
Messenger RNA from Pestalotiopsis fici W106-1, 714 nucleotides. RefSeq lists its product as uncharacterized. NCBI's taxonomy places the organism in Eukaryota, Fungi, Ascomycota, Sordariomycetes, Amphisphaeriales, Sporocadaceae. The coding region runs from base 1 to 714 and encodes 237 amino acids. The transcript has 2 exons. The record is from RefSeq and is a predicted model, not a curated record.